Messenger RNA from Strongylus vulgaris, 627 nucleotides. The record is from the annotation of a GenBank genome assembly. Lineage: Eukaryota; Metazoa; Nematoda; Chromadorea; Rhabditida; Strongylidae.
AUGCAUCUCCGUAAAGCGGCAAACCACCCAUAUUUAUUUGAUGGAGCAGAACCUGGUCCACCAUACACUACUGACCAACACAUAGUAGAUAACAGUGGCAAGAUGGUAGUCCUGGACAAGUUGUUGAAGAAAUUGAAGGAGCAAGGUUCUCGCGUUCUUAUCUUCUCCCAAUUUUCAAGAAUUCUUGAUCUCUUGGAGGAUUAUUGUUGGUGGAGGCAGUAUCAGUACUGUCGUUUGGAUGGUAAUACAGCUCACGUUGAUAGGCAAGAAGCUAUAGAUGCGUUCAACGCUCCAGAUUCCGAAAAGUUCAUUUUUAUGCUAACAACAAGAGCUGGAGGUCUUGGUAUCAAUCUAGCCACAGCAGAUGUUGUUGUUAUCUUUGAUUCUGACUGGAAUCCACAGAGUGACUUGCAAGCUAUGGAUCGUGCUCACAGAAUUGGUCAGAAAAAGCAGGUCCGAGUUUUCCGUCUGAUCACCGAAAACACAGUUGAAGAGCGUAUCAUUGAAAGAGCGGAAGUUAAACUGCGUUUGGAUUCCAUUGUUAUUCAACAAGGAAGAGUGGCUGAAGCGCAAAAAACUCUAGGAAAGGAUGACAUGAUUAACAUGAUCCGCCACGGUGCUGAAUUG